CGCCUGCGCUCCUAGCUCCCUCGCCCGGGCCCGGCCGGCCGCCACUUCCGGGCGCUCACCUGGGGCGCGCUCACCUGGGACGCGCUCCCAGCCGCGGGCACCCAGGCGGCAGGAUGAAGGACCGGCUGGAGCAGCUGAAGGCCAAGCAGCUGACACAAGAUGAUGACACUGAUGAGGUUGAGAUCGCUAUUGACAACACAGCUUUCAUGGAUGAGUUCUUCUCAGAGAUUGAAGAAACUCGGCUCAACAUUGACAAGAUCUCAGAGCACGUGGAGGAGGCCAAGAAACUCUACAGUAUCAUUCUUUCUGCACCAAUUCCAGAGCCAAAAACCAAGGAUGACCUAGAGCAGCUCACAACUGAGAUCAAGAAAAGAGCCAACAACGUCCGGAACAAGCUGAAGAGCAUGGAGAGGCACAUUGAAGAAGAUGAGGUCCGGUCAUCUGCAGACCUUCGGAUUAGGAAAUCUCAGCACUCUGUCCUCUCCCGGAAGUUUGUGGAGGUGAUGACCAAAUACAACGAAGCUCAGGUGGACUUCCGUGAACGCAGCAAAGGGAGAAUCCAGCGGCAGCUUGAAAUCACUGGCAAAAAGACAACAGAUGAGGAACUGGAGGAGAUGUUAGAGAGUGGCAACCCAGCCAUCUUCACCUCUGGGAUCAUCGACUCCCAGAUUUCCAAACAAGCACUCAGUGAGAUCGAGGGUCGGCACAAGGACAUCGUGAGGCUGGAGAGCAGCAUCAAGGAGCUUCACGACAUGUUUAUGGACAUCGCCAUGCUGGUGGAGAAUCAGGGUGAGAUGUUAGAUAACAUAGAGCUCAAUGUCAUGCACACAGUGGACCAUGUGGAGAAGGCACGAGAUGAGACUAAAAAAGCUGUGAAAUACCAGAGUCAGGCCCGGAAGAAAUUGAUAAUUAUCAUUGUGAUAGUAGUUGUGUUGCUGGGCAUUUUAGCAUUGAUUAUUGGACUUUCUGUUGCACUGAAAUAAGAGUGCCCCAAAAGGCUGCUGCAGUGAAAUCUAUUUCUGAUCUUUCCUCUCCACCUCCUGGGCUUGAGGCUGAUUCCUCCUGUUGCCCUUCAUCAUCAUCCUGUACACCCGUCAGCAGCUCCUUUCCCCGCCUCUCUUAGAACCUGAUUUCAUUCCAGCCUGGCGUGGCCACCCUUGUCUGCAGAUGGGAACGGAGUUUGAAUGGCCUUCCUGAGAGUGCGUGGGACCUGUUCCUUUGUUUCCUUGUAAACCAUCCUUGGACCUGACUCAGCAAACAGUCUACCCUGGAGGAAUCUAACCUACCCGAAGCAACCCUGAGUUCUCAGAACCACCUGCUGCCCCACCAGCUCUGAUGUACCAUUCUCCUGGACCAUAUGAACCAGUGGGCUUCUUUUUCCUCCUGGGGUGUGCCAAAUUAUGCCUUGCACCUUGGAGAGCCCACGUGAGACCCUCCCAAAGGAGCUGUAUGUUCUACCUCAUGGGGUAUUCUCCUAGCAACUUCAAUGUACUUUUUAGGAGAGUAUCUUCAACAAAGCAGAGGGAUUCUUAGUUUGGCAACAAUAAGGCUUGGAUCUGAGUCUUCUACCUGAUGCCAAUGCUCAGUUUGUUGUCCCCAUGUUCUAAAAACACACAGACUGGCAGAUGCCAUUUUGGUCUGAGAGGCUGACUUGUUUGAAAUUCUUAAUUCCAUAUGUUCAGCUUGGGGCCAGCUUGACUCUUUAUCUGUGUCGUAUUCUCUCAUGUUUACUAAGGAGGGGCCAGGAUGAUGCGGUCAUCUGAGGCCGUCAUUUGCAAAGGCUGAGAGUACUGCAUAUCUGUUUCCAUGUCUGAGGCUUGGAAACUUUGCUAUUAGACAGUGAUGCUUUGUGAAGCCAUUGCUUUGAGGUCAGAAAUAACCAGGGAUGUCAAACUGGGCCAGGGACAAGGUGCUAGAGUCUCAGACUCCAGAAAUAUUAGAGACAGUUUGAGUAUUUGGUCACACAUGUGUUCCAGAUAUAUAUAUUUAUAACUGUGUGUGUGAGAUGUAUGUACAUGUAUGUGUGUGUGUCUCAGGAAGUAAGAAACUAGAAGUGAAAGAUAUGACCUCAAAAAGAAAAAGUUAGGCUAAAAAUUGCAGACACUUGCCUACUUGCAAAUGAAUCACUGUAGGAAUAUGAUCUUCCCAUGUCACCAAGAAACUUGUUUUCUAGUUGAGGAAUGGGAGGAUCAAAUGAUCAAAUGAGAUUUUUGGAGUGAAGAUCUAUCUAGUUGAUCCCUACUCAGUUUUUCUGCAUAGCAGAGAAGUGUAGUGUUUUGACAUCUUCCCUAUCUGCUGCCUAUGAUAGGCUCAUCCCAAGAAUAUCCCACAGCAAUUUGAUGUUAUCACAUGACCUAUGGGAUAUUGUGUCUCCAGGACUGAGUCAGCUGGGAGAGACCAGCGACUACAGAGUAGAUCUUCCUGUUGGGUUAAUGAACUAGACCGCUUGUGUCCCCUAAUUUUUAUUAUGCAGGAAGCAACACUAGGAUAUCUUCCAGUGUCUGUGUUAACUCAGUGGCAGGUGCCUCAGAUUCCCUGCUGGUCUUGGCCAGUCUCCCUGAUUUGGGGUACCGGCUAUAUUUCAGCUUUGACAUUAAAGCUUUCCAGGGUAGGGUGAGCAGCACCCUAAUCCAGGGGCUGCUCAUUAGCUUGCUUCGCAAAGGCUACUCACUCCGAGUCAUCACCUAGCAAUCAGACAGAACCAACGGAUUGCCCCUUGCCCGUGGUUAUGAUGUCAACUAGUGGACUGACUCCAGCAACAGGGGAACAAACUUUACGCACAGGCCUUUACUGACCACUGAGAGUGAGAGUGAGGCCUCGGGCUCACAGACUGGGAUACAGCAUGUGAAGGCUUUUUUUUUUUUGGUUUAUAAUUUUUAAAAAUGUAAAUGAUUAUUUUAUUGCUAACUUAAAAAUAAAUGACUUUGUAUUGAUUGUGAAAUAGUCUGGCUCUACCUUCCUGCAAGACAAGGUGACUUGGUGCCACCAUGUGGUAGAUUUUUGUCCAGGUUUUGGAAUGGGGCUAAAAUCUUUUUAUUCAAUCACACUGGUUCAAAAGAUCAGAUUUUUGUAAAAGAUUUAACUCCCAAAGCAUGUGAUGUAACUGUACCUGAGUUUCAGAUUUAAAGUGCUGCCUCCAGAAGAAUUGCGUUCUUUACUGAGAGCAUCUGGCUUUAGGGGAAAUGGGGGAGAUCUCUCCUAUAUCAUCGGAAAGGCAGAACCACCUUACACUAAACAUCCUCUGAGAGUCCUAUUGAUCGAAGCUUGGAUGUUUCACCAGGAAUAACUUUCCUGUUAACAUUCUGGGUUCAAGAAGCCAGAUCCAUCACCUCCCUCCUCCUGGUACUCCCUUUCCCUUCAUACCCUAGUCCAUAUCCCGGUGAACUUGGCUCCCUUCCCAGAACUCAGUGCUUACACAGGAAUGGUUCUCACGUGCUUUUUCUUUCCUUGUCUGGAUGAGCAGAAGAAGAUCAUGAUCAUGAUCUGCUGUAUUAUCCUUGCGAUCAUCUUAGCUUCUACCAUUGGGGGCAUAUUUGCCUGAACAAGGUGAGCCAUCUGGAGGGAGGGUCAGGCCUGCCGUUCCUUGAACUCUUGUGUCUGGGAGCAUGCAUUUUUUUGUCACCAGGUGGUAGGAUUGACACAGAUCAGGACCUUAGAAAACUAAAAAAAAGGUGUACAUCUCAUAGAAAAAUGAGUGAAGAAUGAGUUGGUAGCAGGUAGUGGGAUGUGGGGGGAGGAGUAAAGGAGACGGAAGGCAGAAGUCUGACCCACAGAGUGCUUCGCAUAAAUUAAGGAUGUUGAUUCCUGUGGCAAAAUUUGAGCCUUGGUGUUGGGAAUGGUGAAAGGAGUCAGUUUUUGUAUUAGAUGUACCUGAGCUCUGGAAGAGGGCCACACAUAAACCUAAAUUCAGAAAAUUUUUUCCCUCCCAAGGUUAGGACAAGUUAAUGCAGCCUUGUGCGUAGUCCCUUAUGCCUGGUGGGAGAGAAACUUGGUGAUCCUGACCAUGAACAUUGUGUUAUAUAAUCUAUGAUUUUCUUCCUCCAUUCUUAUCUCCUUCAGCCCUCACAGCUGGACCCUUGGCUGGCCAUUUCUAAUCCCUCCACCUUGGUGGUGCCAUGACUUCUCCACCGCAGACUCCUCACCCACUACUCCUCCUUCCAUUACGAGACUUCUUGUGACACAGGGCACCACUCAACUACUUAUUAAAAGUUGUGCAAAAGGAGAACAUGAAAACUGGAAUUGGGUGGGGGGGAAGGGUUGAAGGAACAGGGAGCAUAGCAACAUACAGCUGUUAGGCAGAUAAAGGGACUGCAGGGUAGAGAGCAAAGCAUAAUGGGUACUUGUUUGUAAAAGGAAUUUACAGCCUGCAUCACCAUCUGGCGGAGAAGAGGAAGCUACUGUAGCACACCAUGUUCAAUAGGCUCUUAUUUGAACUGCUGUGAGUUGUUUGAGAAGAUUGGGGUGUUUCUUAUUUCUGCUCUUGAGGUUCUUUGACCAGUCCACACGCUUCCCUCUCCCAGACCCAACAGUAGUCUUAAAUGCAAAGGUAAUCUAAGGAUGGGCACUGCACCUGUAUUGCCCACUGCUUAGCACAGUGCCUGCCACUCAGAGGUGCUCAAAUGUCUGAUUUAAUUACCUGUAAGUAAGCUCUGGUUUCACUCAUGGACAAGUCCUUUAAGGCAUCAGUGUGCAUACAGUUUGCUACUGCCAGAGGCUGUGUGAAGCUGCCUGGGAACGGGCUGAGCCAUUCAUGCAAACGUGCUACAACAGGCUCCCCCUUUUCCACAGCGUACAAUGUAAGAUGGUUUUUUCUAUGUGUGGUGAUGGAGGGGUUCUAUUAACAGCUGCUCACCCUGUAGAGAGGGCCAGCCCCAGAACUGCAUUCAGUAACUAAAUACAGACACCACUCGGAAGAAACUGCUUUAUACUACACCAUGAUUGAACUCCCAACAGCCAUCACACACUGUGAACCACAACAAAGGAGAGGUGCAGAUGUCACGUGAGAAAGGUGAAAUGCAGCCAUCACUUACUUCACUUCUCACCUGAUUUGAAACUGUUGGCCAGUGAUGUAUGUGCAAGAAACUGUUCCAAACACUGUCCCAAUUCAAGGUUCAACUGUAUUCAGCUUUAAACCAGCUCUGUGAAUACAACUUUGAACAUAAAUUAUUUAGUAAUUAAAUGAGGGUCACUAAAAAUACAUUAAAAAUUAUAAUAUAGAAUUCUUGAGGACCACCCAAAUUUUUAGAUAAAUGUUUUUCAAAGUAAAUUAAAUUCUUAUUUUCUUUGCUGGAGAUCUCUUUUUUAAGUAGGAUUAGAUAAUUACUUAUUUCCUCAGUGUGCCAUUUCCUACCUACUUUGAAAAGAAACUGGUUUAAUAUUUCUGUCAGUUUGUGUUUCCUUUAGUUUGAAUAGGGUACAGAAGACUGCUGCUGGCUGCAUCUGAAAAAGAUUAAUCUUGUUCAACACAGGGAGCUGGAACCAUGGGGGUUUGAAUCACAGGGCAUCCCCAUUUAUCCAGAAGUAAGCAACUGUGUGUUGCAUGGCACUGUUCUAGAUCUUGCAGGGGCACAAAGAUAGAGCCAAACACUUUCCCUCGUGGAGAAUUUCAGACCUAACAAGCACCACACAGUUUCAACUUUUGUUAUCAGUUCCCCUUGCUAAAAGGUGUGAUCCUUGUCAUAUUGUCAAUAUCCCUCUUUCCAAGCCUGAGAGAAGAUGGGUACCUUGGCAUCAAUAAAUACCUGUUCAAUCAG
Oryctolagus cuniculus (rabbit) is the source of this 5753-nucleotide messenger RNA. It is a transcript of the gene STX3, whose product is annotated as syntaxin 3. Gene Ontology annotation, cellular component: endomembrane system; postsynapse; SNARE complex. The record is from RefSeq and is a predicted model, not a curated record. NCBI's taxonomy places the organism in Eukaryota, Metazoa, Chordata, Mammalia, Lagomorpha, Leporidae. Gene Ontology annotation, biological process: vesicle fusion; intracellular protein transport; exocytic insertion of neurotransmitter receptor to postsynaptic membrane. Gene Ontology annotation, molecular function: SNAP receptor activity; SNARE binding.